AUGGACACCAAGGCGGUCAUCGAGCUCGUUGAUGAGCUGGAGGAAAAUCUCGAGGAUCUUGAAGAUAAUCUUGAGCCGGUCCUUAGCGGCGCUCUUUCAGCCACCACCAAAAAGCUGCCCUUGCUCGACCGCGCGAAACUCAAUGUUCUCCUUGUGUACUCGAUCGAGUCCUUGAUUUUCUCCUACCUCAAGCUUCAUGGUGUCCAAGCAAAGGAGCAUUCUGUCUUCAAGGAGUUGACCAGAGUCAAGCAGUAUUUUGAAAAGAUCAAGCGAAGCGAAGCCACACCGCAGAAUUCUCAGCCAAAUCUCUCCCUGGAUAAAGAUGCUGCUGGGAGAUUCGUCAAGCAUGCUUUGGCUGGAAAUGAAAAAUAUGAUUUGCAACGCGCCGAGCGUGAGGCCCGUGAGAAAGUCCUCGCUAACAGAAAACUGAAAGCACUCGAGUCUGCUAUGACGGCAAAAGCAGAGGCAGAUACAACCCCAGAUGCAGAUGCCGGUGCGACUGAUAUACUUGCACAAGCUGCCCAAUUAGCCUCGGUCCCAUUGGAUGAUCCAUCUUCAUUCGAGAGCCUCGCAGACAGUAACUCUAACGGCGAAGGCGAGGGACCGAAAUUACCCCAAUCGCUACAGCCACAGCCGCAGCUGCAGCAGGAUAAAAAGCGGAAAAACAGAUCUAGAAGCAAAUCUCAGAGAGCCAAAAGAAAGAGGGAAACUUAG
Cladophialophora psammophila CBS 110553 is the source of this 714-nucleotide messenger RNA. RefSeq lists its product as uncharacterized. Lineage: Eukaryota; Fungi; Ascomycota; Eurotiomycetes; Chaetothyriales; Herpotrichiellaceae. Gene Ontology annotation, molecular function: RNA binding; DNA binding. The record is from RefSeq and is a predicted model, not a curated record. Gene Ontology annotation, biological process: maturation of 5.8S rRNA; regulation of gene expression. The coding region runs from base 1 to 714 and encodes 237 amino acids. Gene Ontology annotation, cellular component: nucleolus; exosome (RNase complex). The transcript has 2 exons.